Messenger RNA from Gilbertella persicaria, 795 nucleotides. RefSeq names its product emp24/gp25L/p24 family/GOLD-domain-containing protein. Gene Ontology annotation, biological process: Golgi organization; protein retention in ER lumen; endoplasmic reticulum to Golgi vesicle-mediated transport. Bases 31 to 687 code for a protein of 218 amino acids. Gene Ontology annotation, cellular component: endoplasmic reticulum-Golgi intermediate compartment; COPII-coated ER to Golgi transport vesicle; Golgi apparatus. NCBI's taxonomy places the organism in Eukaryota, Fungi, Mucoromycota, Mucoromycetes, Mucorales, Choanephoraceae. The transcript is spliced from 2 exons. The record is from RefSeq and is a predicted model, not a curated record.
CUCGUUUACAUAAAUCAAAGACGCGUUCCUAUGUUGUCUGGUCACUCUUUAAGCCUUUCCUUUUUACUGUUCCUUGCUGCAGCCUUAUUCAGUUUACCCUCUAAAGUGGGUGCUACAGCUCUUACAUAUAGUCUUCUUGCAAACGAAAAAGCAUGCUUUUACAUUUGGAAUGACAAACCCGGCAAGAAAGUUGGCUUUUAUUUUGCAGUUCAAGAAGGUGGUUCUUUUGAUAUCGAUUAUACUGUCGAAGGACCUGACAAUGACAUUAUCUUGAAAGGAGAACAAGAAAAGCAGGCUGAUUAUGUCUUUACAGCCAAUCACUUUGGUGAAUACGCCUUUUGUUUCUCCAAUGACAUGUCUACUUGGGCAGAAAAGCUUGUAGAUUUCGAAAUUCUUGUUGAAAAUGAAGUUCGUCCUAGCUUCCAAAACCCAACCAGCAAAGAACAACCAGCCACUAUGAGUGAAAUGGAAGAAUCGAUAUUUAGAUUGUCUGGUCAUCUGACCAACAUUCAACGUACACAAAAGUAUUUCCGUACCAGAGAAAAUCGCAAUUCUUCCACUGUUGCUUCCACUGAAAGCCGUAUCUUUUGGUUUGCCUUUUUGGAAAGUGCUUCCAUUAUUGUGAUGGCUGCUUUACAGGUCUUUGUUAUUAAGAGCUUCUUCAAUGUCAAAAAAGGUGGUGUUUAAACUAUAAAUAAAAUUUAUCCUGUCAAUGCAUGCAAUUAAACGAACAAAAAAAAAAGGGAGUGCUUCUGAAUCGGGCUUGGUUCGAGAUAUGAAGCAAAAAAAAUAGGC